Molecule: messenger RNA, 3873 nt
Organism: Danio rerio (zebrafish)
Lineage: Eukaryota; Metazoa; Chordata; Actinopteri; Cypriniformes; Danionidae
Gene: ctr9
Product: CTR9 component of Paf1/RNA polymerase II complex
Biological process (GO): regulation of transcription by RNA polymerase II; regulation of DNA-templated transcription; stem cell population maintenance
Cellular component (GO): nucleus; nuclear speck
Source: RefSeq, marked provisional
UCAGGUUCGGUCGGUGUGUGAGGCUGCUGCUGUUCAUCACCACUGGAUACGAACAAGUACAAAAACCCAAAUCUGCGCUAUCGGGUUUGAAGCUUGAGUCGCAAACAUGUCUCGGGGAUCCAUUGAAAUCCCUCUGCGGGACACAGAUGAGGUUAUCGAGCUCGACUUUGACCAGCUACCUGAAGGAGAUGAAGUCAUCAGUAUCCUCAAGCAGGAGCACACGCAGCUGCACAUAUGGAUCGCACUCGCUCUGGAGUACUACAAACAAGGCAAGACAGAAGAUUUUGUCAAGCUGCUGGAGGCGGCGCGCAUCGACGGAAACCUGGAUUACAGAGACCAUGAGAAAGACCAGAUGACCUGUUUGGACACACUAGCAGCUUAUUAUGUCCAACAGGCUCGGAAAGAGAAGAACAAGGAUGCCAAAAAGGAUCUCAUCAACCAGUCCACUCUUCUGUACACCAUGGCUGAUAAGAUCAUCAUGUACGAUCAGAACCAUCUUUUGGGGAGAGCUUGCUUUUGUCUUCUUGAAGGAGAUAAAAUGGAUCAGGCAGACGCUCAGUUUCAGUUUGUACUGAACCAGUCAACCAACAACAUCCCUGCACUCCUGGGUAAAGCGUGCAUCUCUUUCAACAAAAAGGAUUACAGAGGAGCUCUAGCCUACUACAAAAAAGCUCUUCGCACUAACCCUGGCUGUCCAGCUGAGGUGAGGCUAGGCAUGGGCCACUGCUUUGUCAAGCUCAACAAACUGGAGAAAGCUCGCUUGGCAUUUGGAAGAGCUCUGGAGCUCAACUCCAAAUGUGUAGGAGCACUGGUGGGUUUGGCUGUGCUGGAGCUCAACAACAAAGAGGCCGACUCCAUCAAGAACGGCGUCCAGCUGCUCUCCAGAGCCUACACCAUUGACCCCAGCAACCCAAUGGUGCUCAAUCACCUGGCCAAUCAUUUCUUCUUCAAAAAGGAUUACAGUAAAGUGCAGCAUUUGGCUCUUCAUGCGUUUCACAACACAGAGGUGGAGGCGAUGCAGGCAGAGAGCUGCUAUCAGUUAGCACGUUCUUUCCAUGUACAGGAGGACUAUGACCAAGCGUUCCAGUAUUACUAUCAGGCCACUCAGUUUGCUUCAUCCACUUUUGUACUGCCAUUCUUUGGUCUGGGUCAGAUGUAUGUUUACCGUAGAGACAAGGAGAAUGCCGCGCAGUGCUUUGAAAAGGUUCUGAAGGCUUAUCCCAACAAUUACGAAACCAUGAAGAUCCUUGGGUCACUAUACGCCACAUCAGAUGACCAGGAGAAGAGAGAUAUUGCUAAAGAACAUCUGAAAAAAGUCACAGUACAAUAUUCUGAUGAUGUGGAAGCCUGGAUUGAGCUUGCCCAAAUUUUGGAGCAAACAGACAUUCAGGGUGCUCUUUCUGCAUACGGCACUGCCACUCGCAUCCUUCAGGAGAAGGUCCAAGCUGAUGUUCCCCCUGAGAUCCUUAAUAAUUUAGGGGCUUUACACUUCAGAUUGGGAAACCUGGGUGAGGCCAAGAAAUACUUUCUGGCUUCUUUGGAGAGAGCAAAAGCUGAGGGUGAGCACGAUGAGCAUUAUUACAACGCCAUCUCUGUCACAACCUCUUAUAACCUGGCCAGACUCUACGAGGCCAUGUGUGAGUUUCACGAGGCUGAGAAACUCUACAAGAACAUCCUCAGAGAGCAUCCCAACUACGUGGACUGUUACUUGCGCCUCGGGGCGAUGGCACGUGAUAAGGGAAAUUUCUAUGAAGCUUCAGACUGGUUUAAAGAAGCGCUUCAGAUCAACCAGGAUCACCCUGAUGCCUGGUCGCUGAUUGGCAACCUUCACUUGGCAAAACAGGAGUGGGGUCCCGGCCAGAAGAAGUUUGAACGUAUCCUCAAACAGCCCUCAACUCAGAAUGACACUUACUCUAUGCUGGCGCUGGGAAACGUAUGGCUUCAGACGCUGCAUCAGCCCACCAGAGACCGGGAAAAGGAAAAGCGUCACCAGGAUCGAGCGUUGGCGAUCUACAAACAAGUUCUGCGGAAUGACUCCAAAAAUCUAUAUGCUGCCAAUGGCAUAGGUGCUGUGUUGGCACAUAAAGGUUAUUUCCGAGAGGCGCGAGACGUCUUUGCUCAGGUCAGAGAAGCCACAGCAGAGAUCAGUGAUGUCUGGCUCAAUCUGGCACACAUCUAUGUGGAGCAGAAGCAGUACAUCAGUGCUGUGCAGAUGUAUGAAAACUGCUUGAAGAAGUUCUACAAGUAUCAGAACACAGAAGUGCUGCUGUAUUUGGCCCGAGCGCUCUUCAAAUGUGGAAAACUGCAGGAGUGCAAACAGACUCUUCUGAGGGCUCGUCAUGUGGCUCCAAAUGACACCGUGCUGAUGUUUAAUGUAGCUCUGGUGCUGCAGAGAUUGGCCACGCUGGUGCUGAAGGAUGAGAAGAGUAACCUGAAGGCUGUGUUGAGUGCUGUUAAAGAGCUGGAAUUGGCUCACAGGUACUUCAGUUAUCUCAGCAAAUCUGGAGACAAAAUGAGGUUUGACCUCGCGCUGGCAGCAAGUGAAGCAAGGCAGUGCUCUGACCUGUUAAGCCAGGCUCAGUACCAUGUAGCUCGAGCUCGUAAACAAGACGAGGAGGAGAAGGAGCACCGAGCCAAGCAGGAGCAGGAGCGAGACCUGCUGCGGCAGCAGAUAAUGAAGGAGCAGGAGGAGAGGAAGAGCCGCGAGGCCGAGGAGCAGAAGAAGCUGUUGGAGCAGAGAGCGCAGUACGUGGAGAGAACCAGAAACCUGCUUAACUUUGAGGGAAUGAAAGAAGCCUCAAAGGACAAGAAGAAAGGAGGCGGCGGACGGCGCAAGAAAGGAGGCGACUUUGAUGAAUUUGUCAACGAUGACUCUGAUGAGGAUCUGCCUAUCAAGAAGAAGAAGAAGAGGAGGACUGAGAGCGGCAGUGAGGUUGAGGAUGGAGGAGAAGAGGGAGAGAAGAAACCAAGAAACAAGAAAAGGAGGAGACCAAAUAAAAGAGAGGACGAUGGUUCAGAUGAUGAGGAAGGAGGAUCAAGGCCUAAAAAGCAGCGCAAACCCAGAGAGCGCAAGAAGAUUGAGAAGCCCAAGCCAGAGCGCAUGCCACCUUCACUUAAAGGAAAGAUCAAGUCUAAAGCCAUCAUUUCAUCCUCUGAUUCCUCUUCUGAUGAGGACGGCUUGAAAAUAGCAGAAGACAGAAACGCCAGAGACAGCGGCUCCGGUUCUGAUGACGAGGAAGCCCCCAGGAAACGCAUCGUCUCUGACAGCGAUUCAAAUGAAGACCGGAAUCAGUCAGGCAGUGAGGCGGGCAGCCCUCCCCAGCGCUCCGCAAACUCAGACGACGAGUCCGGCAGCGAACGGCCCGUGAAGAGGAGGAGACCACGGCCACAGUCUGAUUCAGAGCAGUCUGACAACGAGAGCAAGAAGAGCCGCUCUGACGCCUCUGAUGACGAAUCUCCUGCCGGGUCUCCGGCCGCCGCUGCAUCUGACCGCGGGUCCGAGAACGAAGGCUCUCCACAGAGGUCUGAUAAUGACUCCGGGUCCAACAACGAGGCCUCCAACAGGGGAUCCGAUGAGGACAGUGACUAAAUUCAGGACAAAGAAAACAGAAAAUUCUUGUAAUGGUCGGAUCGUAGCGUAUGUAGUCGUGUGUCUUCUCGAAUUAUGUUUCCGGAGUUUUUUUUGUUGUUGUUUUAUUUUUCCAACGAGAACGUUUUCUUUUGUCGUUCAGUCUUUUGAGUAUAAAAUGAAACGCUUUCUGUUGAUUAUCACAGCUUCUAAUGCGCUCUGUGGUCUUAAAGGGACAAUCACACCCUGUGGUUCAGAGUUGGUGUACAAUAUGAAAUAACCUUUGAAUAAAAUAUUUUGAAACA